This is a messenger RNA of Stylonychia lemnae, 357 nucleotides long. The record is from the annotation of a GenBank genome assembly. Lineage: Eukaryota; Ciliophora; Spirotrichea; Sporadotrichida; Oxytrichidae.
AUGAACAAAACUAGUACUCUAAUAUUGCUUGCUUUAGCUCUCGCACUAGUAGUCAGUGUUGAGGUCAAUAAGAAUCUUGCCUAGGCUGAAGCUUCAGUUGGCUAAGAGGAGGAAUUAUCUUCUUAAGAAGAAUAGGCCUAUUACUCUGGCGGAAGACUUAACAUUAACUAUCUUUACAACCAAUGGCGAGCAAGAAUUCUGAGAUAUAUCAGAUAUAAUGGACUUUAUCUUGGUAACAGAUGGGUCAUCCGUGAGGAAGGUACUGGAAGUUACGAAGCACUUGUCUUUAGAGAUUAUAGAUCUGGUGGUGACAAGAGAUAUGCAAUGUUCAAGAACCUAUAUGUUGACCUUUAUUGA